AUGACAGAACUCUCACCAAAUGCCGGGAGUCUGAAGCUUUUCGGCAUGGAAAAUUUUGGUAACACGUGCUACUGUAACUCUAUUCUUCAAUGUCUCUUCUAUACGAAAAAAUUCCGCCAUCUGCUUCUUUCGUAUAACGUUGUUUCCCACGAACCAUACACUUCCGUCCCCGGGGCAAAUCCACAUGUGUAUACAACAAAGUACGAACAAUUGUUGGCCAAAAGACUUAAGGAGCAAGGUAAGCCGCUAGUCCCGGCUGAAAAUGGCGGCACUGGCGCCACUGGCCCAGUAAGACCCUCGCUACGGAACUCACUCUUUGGAAAGUUCGGCAACUCAACUCAAAACAUCCAUUCCGAGGAUCACAUCCUUAACACAACAUAUCGAAAACUUGGAUAUAUUCUCGAGGCAGCGCAGUGUCCCUCCUUGACGAUCGAGCAGCAGCUUAUCAUCAAAAAGAACAAGGACUUCCAUGGUCUAGAAUUGCUCGUUACCAGACCAUCAAUUGCAGCUACACCUGCUAAUUCAAGCGAUAACUCGACCGCUGCAACAGCGCUUUUAGAUCUGAAUGUGGCUCAAAUGUCUAGCCCAUUGGAUCCUGGACCAGUUACCACUAGAUCCAACUACAUUGCCGUUGGUAUUCCGCAUCCCGAACCUGGAUUGGCAUUGCCGAUAAACCCAUUCCUGCCAAAUCCUUCCGUGGACCAGCGCAAACGGUCUGCUUUGGUGAACGGCCCAAUCGUUAAUUUAGAUAGUCUGAUCUCUCCCAACUCGGGUACUCUGAGCGAACUGGCCUUCUUGUACGCAUUGCAAGAUAUGUUUGCAGGGAUGGUAGAAAGCGAUUCGCAAAUUGGUGUUGUUUCACCUCUGUUCUUCGUGAACAAACUCAAGGAGCGUAAUUACCUCUUCAGACAAGCGAAUAUGCAUCACGAUGCACACGAGUUCUGCAACUACAUGAUCAACGAAAUUAUAGAAACAUUGAAUAUCGAAACCUCUCAGAAACAGAAUUGGUGUACCGAUAUAUUUCAGGGACUCAUUACCAACGAAACAAAAUGCUUGUAUUGUGAGACUGUUACCUCAAAAGACGAGACCUUUCUCGACUUAUCAAUUGAUGUACCAUCCGGUGAGAGCGCGUACUCCCUCACAUUCUCUUUGAACAAUUUCUCAAAACUGGAGACGCUCAAUCACCAGAACAAGUUCUACUGUAAUACAUGCAGAUCAUUACAAGAGGCUGUCAAAACUAUCAAAUUGAAGAAAACGCCAGAGGUACUUGUCAUCAAUUUUAAGCGUUUUAAGUAUGACGACAAAAUUGACAGCAUGGUCAAACUCUUCGACUCUAUUCUGUAUCCUAUGCGUCUUCGACUCUUCAACACUACGACGAGUGGUAACAAUGCCUCAAAAAGUGAUGGGUUUUCUUUGUAUGGUCUCUACGCAUUGGUGAUUCAUAUUGGAGGCGGCCCCACGCACGGUCACUACGUUGCGUUGUGCAAAAACGAAGCUGGCCUUUGGUUUUUGUUUGAUGAUGAGACUGUUGAGCUUGUGGAUGAGUGGUACGUUCUUCGAUUCUUUGGCAAUGGCCCUGGCUUGGCCACCGCUUACAUGUUAUUCUACGAGAAGCUUGACACAGCUAUGCAAGAAGAUGGCCUCGAUUUCGGCAUAGAUGUAAAUGGCUUGUACAAUGGUGACGACUACUCUGUUGCCACAGAAGCUACUCCAGGAGUAUUUUCGAACAGUAUCAACCCCGUAUCAGUUGGCACACCAGAUACAGUCCACUCCCAUAGCCAUUUCCAGGAUCAAUCGGAUACACUUGCAACGAAGGGUGAAAGCUAUCCCAAGAAAAGCAAUGCUCCUGACCAUAUUGAUCCUAUUGGCGAUACAGUUUCUCGCUCGUCCACAAGGGGUACAAAAGACAUUCAUCCAGAGACUCCAAAAUCAGAAAAGAAAUCCUGGGUCACUGGACUUAAAAGGAGGGAAGGAAAGACCGACCCUCCAAAAAUUGAUAGAAAGGCCUCCGUGAGUAGCAUCAGAACAGAGGCCAGCACCGCCACCACUGGAACAGAAGACGCACCAGAAAAGCCACGGAGAAUGAGCAGCAUUUUUGGAUUCAAAAGAAGGAGCUAA
Australozyma saopauloensis is the source of this 2118-nucleotide messenger RNA. RefSeq names its product ubiquitin-specific protease (gene UBP13). NCBI's taxonomy places the organism in Eukaryota, Fungi, Ascomycota, Pichiomycetes, Serinales, Metschnikowiaceae. The transcript has a single exon. Gene Ontology annotation, molecular function: cysteine-type deubiquitinase activity. The coding region runs from base 1 to 2118 and encodes 705 amino acids. The record is from RefSeq and is a predicted model, not a curated record. Gene Ontology annotation, biological process: protein deubiquitination. Gene Ontology annotation, cellular component: cytosol; nucleus.